Molecule: messenger RNA, 1206 nt
Organism: Brassica rapa (field mustard)
Lineage: Eukaryota; Viridiplantae; Streptophyta; Magnoliopsida; Brassicales; Brassicaceae
Product: FHA domain-containing protein FHA2
Biological process (GO): regulation of ribosomal protein gene transcription by RNA polymerase II
Cellular component (GO): nucleus
Molecular function (GO): protein binding; sequence-specific DNA binding
Source: RefSeq, a predicted model, not a curated record
GAUAAGCUAAACCAAUUACCCAAACAGAUCAUUUCCAGUUCCAGAAACUACCACGAUUCGCAAACCCUAAUUCAAAUCAAAUUCACCGGAGACUUUUCACACGCGCCAUGGCAUCCGCCGUAGGAGGAGGCAGCGACGUAGAGGUCGGAUUCGCGAAGCUCCAAGGCGAGGAUUUCGAGUACUACAUGCAGUCAUACUCCAUCAUGCUCGGCCGCAACUCCAAGAAAUCCACCGUCGACGUCGACCUCUCCUCCCUCGGCGGCGGGAUGAACAUCUCCCGCAACCACGCGCGGAUCUUCUACGACUUCACGCGGCGCCGAUUCUCCCUCGAGGUCCUGGGGAAGAACGGCUGCUUCGUCGAAGGCGUCCUGCAUCUCCCCGGGAACCCUAACGUGAAGCUAGACUCGCAGGAUCUGUUGCAGAUUGGGGAUAAGGAGUUUUACUUUUUGCUUCCGGUUCGGAGUAUCCUGGGCGGGCCGGUGGGGCCCAGGCAUCAUGUCUCUGGAGGAGGAGUGGUUCCGUACCAGAGUUAUCAUUCGGGUGGGGGCUCUAAGAAGAGUGGGAGGAGUAGAGAGUUUUAUGAUGAUGAUGAUGAUGAUGAAGACGAGGAGGAGGAGGAUGAGGAGGUUGUUAGGGGGAGUGGGAAGAAGAUGAGGAGAGAUGAAUAUGCUUCCACUGAGAAGAAGAGAGAGGGGAGAGGGAAGAUAGAUCGUGAAGCUGAUGAUCAGCAAGUUUUGCUUCUGGAGGAGAAGGAUGUUGUGUCAUCUGUUGCAACUGUGCUUUCUGAUUUGUGUGGUCCUGGAGAUUGGAUGCCUAUGGAGAAACUUCACUCGGUGAUAUUAAAGAAGUAUGGAAACAUAUGGCAUCACAGUCGAGUAAGAAGGUACUUGGCGCAAGAAGACUGGGCAAUCCCUGAAGCAAAUGGUAAACCAUGGUACGGGUUGUUGAUGCUGCUGAGAAAAUACCCGGAGCAUUUCGUAAUCAACACUAGAUCCAAAGGAAGAGUUACGCUAGAAUUUGUAUCCCUCGUUUCCCUACUCUCAUGAAAAACUGUAAUCACCAACAUGAAUGUGCUUUGUUCUGCUAGAUUGAGGAUUAUUGUUAUAUCUUUUGAUUGUCUCCCACGAACUGAGUGUAUAAACGGGGUCGCUUAAGCUUUUCUACCUCAUCUUCACAUUAUCUUGACAAUGAAGUUAAAAUUUAAAA